Molecule: messenger RNA, 1131 nt
Organism: Arachis ipaensis
Lineage: Eukaryota; Viridiplantae; Streptophyta; Magnoliopsida; Fabales; Fabaceae
Product: choline-phosphate cytidylyltransferase 1
Biological process (GO): CDP-choline pathway
Molecular function (GO): phosphatidylcholine binding; choline-phosphate cytidylyltransferase activity
Source: RefSeq, a predicted model, not a curated record
UGUGACCGGUGCCAUAAGUAACAGUGAAGUUAGUGCUGCCUGUGCAUUCUGCUUGGAGUGUUUGAGCGUUCACCUUUGAGACAUGGAAGCCGAAGAGGAAUGUGAAAUUGGUGAACAGAAAACCGUUCGUGUAUACGCUGAUGGCAUUUACGACCUCUUUCAUUUCGGCCAUGCCCGUUCUCUCGAGCAAGCCAAAAAACUGUUUCCAAACACAUAUCUGCUUGUUGGAUGCUGCAAUGAUGAGAUCACACACAAGUAUAAGGGAAAAACUGUCAUGACUGACAAGGAACGCUAUGAAUCUCUUCGCCACUGCAGGUGGGUUGAUGAAGUUAUACCAGAUGCGCCAUGGGUAAUCACACAGGAAUUCAUUGACAAGCAUCAAAUUGACUAUGUGGCUCAUGAUUCUCUUCCUUAUGCUGAUACAAGUGGAGCUGGAAAGGAUGUCUAUGAAUAUGUUAAGUCUAUUGGAAAGUUUAAGGAAACAAAGCGGACUGAUGGAAUUUCUACUUCAGAUAUCAUAAUGAGAAUAAUCAAAGAUUAUAAUCAGUAUGUAAUGCGUAACUUGGACCGUGGUUAUACCAGAAAGGAUCUGGGUGUCAGCUAUGUCAAGGAGAAGAGGUUGAGAAUGAACAUGGGACUUAAAAAAUUGCGUGAGAGAGUGAAGAAGCAGCAAGAGACAGUGGGAAAGAAGAUACAAACAGUAGCGGGAAUGAGGCGUACUGAAUGGAUUGAAAAUGCCGAUCGAUUGGUAGCUGGUUUCCUCGAAAUGUUUGAAGAAGGCUGCCACAAAAUGGGAACAGCAAUCAGAGACAGAAUUCAAGAAAGAUUGAGAGCGCAGCAGAUAAAAUCUCUUCUUUAUGAUGAGUGGGAAGAAGAUGAUGAUGAUGAUGAAUUUGGUGAUGAUGAAUCUGCAGAGUACUGCAGUAGUUGAAGUGACAAACAAGCUUUGUGUAUUUCCAGAUUCAAAACCAUUCCUUUAAUUAAGCUAUCCUUUAAGAUAUAUGCAAGAUGAUCUGGACAUAAUUUGUCUACUUUAAACAUUAUUUUUCUCCUUUGUAUAUAAUAUGAUAUGGUAUGAUUUCAAUAUCCAAAAUGAUAGAAAAAUAGAGGGACAAGGAAAUUGUAUGAUUU